This is a messenger RNA of Mesorhabditis spiculigera, 504 nucleotides long. NCBI's taxonomy places the organism in Eukaryota, Metazoa, Nematoda, Chromadorea, Rhabditida, Rhabditidae. The record is from the annotation of a GenBank genome assembly.
AUGCUGCUCACGAUGCGCGUGCUCUUCCUCAUCUCCGUCGUCAUCUCCGUCCAGGCUGAAACGACACCGGCCGCGGGAUUUAUGGAAAAGGACUGCGACGUGGGAACGAAAGAUUGCACGCUGCAGCAUCAACCACCCGGGGCCAGGCGGCUCUGGUUUAGCGUCAAAGACGAGAAGGAGGAUACCAUCUUUAACUACGCGUGCGGCGCCACCCAAACAUUCUGCGUGUCGAUGAACAACGAGAUACUGGCCGACGACAAGAUCGGCUGCUAUGGGUACUUCUUGACGCCGACUGGAUGUCAAUGUGCGCCGAAGAAAGAUGAGAUCUGGGAACUGGAGACCCCCGUGUACUCGGAGCUCCUGUCCCAGUGGAGGUCGGCACAGAAGCCGGGCGAAUCGAAGUGCGAGAUCGUCAUCGUCCGUCCGGACGACGUGUCGCCGACGUCGUCUGCCCGCCGGCUGCCCCUGUUCGCCACUGUGAUCGUCGUCGUCGUGGCCCUCAUC